GACCGGUGACGAAGACUGAAAAGACUUGAACCUUGGGGGGCAGGCCUCUAAACGUAUAUACACUGCGGUCAACUUCGCCAUGAACUUUAAGAGCAUCCUUGUCUUCAUCGUUCUCUCCGCACUUGUUUACGCUGCACCUUCCCAUGUUACCUGCAGUGGUGGCCGUAGGGCUAGCGAGGCUGCUUGCUGCAAGUGGUUCGACGUCCUCGAUGAUAUUCAGGCGAACCUGUUCGACGGUGGUGAAUGCGGUGAAGAAACUCACGAGUCUCUUCGACUCUCCUUCCACGAUGCCAUUGGGUUCUCCCUCUCCGCUCAAAGGCAGGGCAAAUUUGGCGGUGGAGGUGCCGAUGGCUCAAUGAUGGCUUUCGCCGAGAUCGAGACCAACUUCCACGCCAACAACGGUGUGGAUGAAAUUGUCGAGGCUCAACGUCCCUUCGCACUCAAGCACCAUGUUUCGUUCGGUGACUUCAUCCAGUUCGCCGGUGCUGUUGGUGUCUCCAACUGCGCUGGUGGUCCUCGCUUGCAGUUCCUCGCUGGACGCUCUAACUUCUCUCGUCCGGCUCCCGAUCUCACUGUCCCCGAACCUUCUGAUCCCACGAACAAGAUCUUUGCUCGAAUGGGCGACGCCGGUUUCUCUCCGAAUGAGGUUGUUGAUCUCCUCAUUUCCCACAGCGUUGCUGCCCAAGACCACGUCGAUCCAACCAUACCGGGAACACCCUUCGACUCGACCCCCGGAACAUUCGACGCUCAGUUCUUCGUUGAGACAUUAUUGAAAGGAUCGCUGUUCCCAGGCAAUGGUUCCAACGUUGGUGAGGUCUUGUCUCCCUUGGCAGGCGAGUUCCGACUUCAGUCCGAUUUUGCAAUCGCUCGCGACGCCAGGACCGCUUGCGAAUGGCAAUCGUUUAUUACCGACCAUAAAUUGAUGGUCAGCAAGUUCGAGAAGGUCAUGGCUAAGCUCGCGAUCCUGGGUCACAGUGCGCACGACCUUGUCGACUGUUCUGAGGUCAUUCCUGUUCCCUCCAAAGCUAAGGCCCAAUCUGCCAAACUCCCGGCAGGAAAGACAAUCAAAGACAUCCAGCAUGCUUGUGCCGCCACGCCAUUCCCGGUCAUAUCUGCCGACCGCGGCCCGGCUACGUCUAUUGCUCCAGUUCCCCCUUCUUAAACAAUCCCGCCAUAUGCUCUCUGCUAUUCCGGUCUCGUGUCGAAGAUUUCUCUGUGUAUGUAUUACACAUUGUGUUGUACCCGAUGGAAAUAGAAUGACUUUCUGUGACGCUUCUUGUUCUUGGUUUCUUUGACGAUCUAGCGGGUCACACAGUCGCAUAGAAUAUCGAUACACUAACUUCUUCUACACUCGGCUUAAAAACUAAAAUCGGAACAAGUGCAAUUGCAAUCAAGGCCCAACAUGAACCAAUAAAGGCAACCCCUUCCGAUUCUAAUAUGAACAAACAACCGGACCGUAC
This is a messenger RNA of Somion occarium, 1460 nucleotides long. The record is from the annotation of a GenBank genome assembly. NCBI's taxonomy places the organism in Eukaryota, Fungi, Basidiomycota, Agaricomycetes, Polyporales, Cerrenaceae.